Molecule: messenger RNA, 4022 nt
Organism: Orbicella faveolata
Lineage: Eukaryota; Metazoa; Cnidaria; Anthozoa; Scleractinia; Merulinidae
Product: ras GTPase-activating protein 1-like
Biological process (GO): regulation of GTPase activity
Molecular function (GO): protein binding
Source: RefSeq, a predicted model, not a curated record
UGAGCCCGCGUUCCACAGAGGGAGAUCGAGGGAAGAGGAAAUAUGGCGCUAAGGGAUCGUAAAAGUUCCUCUGAAUCGGAGGCCAAUUUAAUAGGUGAAAACGAGCCAGAUGAUCAUUUCGAGGACGAACCAGAUCUCUGCCUAGACGAAGAAGAAGAAAUAGAGCUCGCCCUUAGUGCUCCAUCAGACGAUCAAUGGUACCAUGGAAAGCUUGACAGAGCAGAUGCUGAAAAGAGACUUAUGGACAAUGAAAAAGUGGGCUCAUACCUUGUGCGUGAAAGUGACCGAAAGCCCGGCACAUACUCUCUUUCUUAUCUUGGUCGUAAUGGAAUCAGUCACUUCAGAGUGACAGCAGUGUGUGGAGAUUACUAUAUCGGAGGACGGCAGUUUGAUUCACUGAAUGAUCUGAUAGGCUACUAUACAACCUGGUCUUGUUUACUAAAGGAAGAACACCUUCUGCACCCAGUGCCUCCCCCAGAGCCAGUUGUUAGCAAGAAAAGGGUGUUGGCCAAGUAUACCUAUAACAAAGCCCCUGAUACAGAAGAACUGAGUUUUUACCAGGGAGAUGUUUUUGUAGUUGAUGAUGUAAUUGACAGUGAUUGGCUCUGGGUGACAGCUCAGAAAAACAAGGAGAAGGGACUUGUACCUGCAGCCCUUGUUGAAGACGCUAAAUCAGAUCUUGAUCCUUGUGCAGGAAAACCGUGGUUCUUUGGAAAUAUUUCAAAACAAGAAGCACAAGAAAUUCUUUCAAGAGAUGGCAUUGUGGGUAGUUUCCUUAUAAGGCCAAGUGACAAGUCUCCAGGGGAUUACUCACUCUCACUCAGAGCUCCUGAGGGUAUCACGCGCUUUCUUAUCAGAAAACAAGGAAUGCAGUAUUCUAUGGGCGGCAGAAUGUUUGACAGUGUGGAUGCCGUUGUAGCAAGGUAUAAACACGAACACAUUGUCGAGGGCCUUUCUCUGAGAGAACCAGUAUCGAGGGCUCAGGAUUGGGACCUUCCUCACAGGCCAAUGACACCGAGCAGGAAACUGGACCAACAAAAUGGCUCAUCAUUUAUGUUCAACCGAUCUAGAGCCCCAGGGCCUGCUAUUCUAAAUAGAAGUCAACCGGCAUUCAAGAGAGGAUAUUUAGUAAAGAAAGGACACCGCAACAAGUGGAAAAGAAUGUUCUUCGUUUUAGAUGGGUUUGAGCAACAUUUAUACUUCUUCGAAAAUGAAAAGAGAACUAAACCAAAAGGUAUGAUGGAUCUUAGCUUCUCUAUGGUUUACGAAGUCCACCAAAGUUUUUUCGGCAGGCCAAACUGUUUUCAAGUGGUGGUGCGGGCAUUCAACGAGUCCCGGAUGUUCUACCUUUGUGCCGACACACAGGAUCUUGCAAACGAAUGGAUGGAGGCCAUCAAAAAGUUUUGCGGUAAACCAGUGAACACGAACCUCGGCGAGCGCGAUGUUAAACAGCUCAGGAGUCUGGAAGUGAUCAUUGUUGAGGCGCACAAACUGAGUUCCAAUAAAGUUUCACAUCCUUACUGUAUGAUCUCUUUGAACGAAGUCAAAACGUGCAGGACAAAGACACAGGAAGGACACUCGCCGAUAUGGAACGAGGAGUUUAAAUUCAAUGACCUACCCUCCGAUGUAUCGUAUUACUCAGUUGAUCUUUACAAUCGCAACAAACGCUCCAAAGAUGUUCUAGUUGGAAGUGCGAUGGUUCCAUUGAACCGUUUACCAAAAGGAAACGUUUUAGAUGAAUGGUACCCAAUCCUCCCUCCCUCUCACUCCAAAAUGGAGGUCGGUAGCAUUCGCGUCAGGAGUAAAUUCACGCAUGAAAUCAUUAUGCCUGUUGAAGAAUAUAAUUCACUAAAAGAGUGGUUGCUCGUAAGUGGCGAUUUUAUUCUUGCAAAACGGGCAAGUAUGGACGACAUCCAUAAACUCGUCCAAACAGCAGCAAACGAGACAACCAAACAGGGCGCACAACAAAGGCAAGCACAGCCAUGCUUUGAAGCCCGGUUGCUUGCCAAGGUGGGUAACCAGCUUGUUGAGGCGGGUAGCCUUGCUGAAACGGAUAGCUUGCUUCUUGGUGUGGGUAGCCUCCUUGUUGAGGUAGAUAACGUGCUUGUUGAGGCGCGUAACUUCCUUGUUGUGGUUGAUAACUUGCUUGUGGAGGUUGAUUACCUGCUUGUUCAUGUUGGUUUCCUCUUGUUAAAGUACGUUUUUUCAUGUUUCAGUGGUUUCCUUUUCCUGCGGUUAAUUUGUCCCGCCAUAAUGAAUCCAAAAAUAUGCAACAUGAUGUCAGAAUCUCCGUCAUCUUGUGCUGCUCGAACUCUCACACUUGUGGCAAAGUGUCUUCAAAACUUGGCUAACUUAGUUGAAUUUGGCGCCAAGGAAUCAUUUAUGACACCAGUUAAUCCAUUCAUUUUAAAGAACAAGGAAAAAAUGAUAGCGUUUUUGGAUGAGUUGUCGAACGUGACGCAAAUCCCGCCAAGCACCGAGCAAGUGUCGUCAGAUCCAUCACGUGACCUUGCUGCUGUUCACGACAUUUGUUGGGCGUACAAGUCAGAACUCCAACAGUUGAGCCAAACACAGCCGGGCUUGAAAAAGCUCGUGGCGGUCACAGAAACCUUACGACAACGGGAACAACAGUUUCUUCAAGAAAAUUGCAGCUUAACAAACAGAACAGAGAAAUUGGUGUGAAUUGACCUCGGCUCACACAACACAGUGUAUCUGCAACCAAAGAUUGAUGACAGACAUUGAUGAGCUCUCCGCCAAUCAGUGAUUAAGAAGGAAAAGGCAAAGCCAAUCAGUGGUUAAAACCAACACGAUUUGGUCACGUGACUUACGUCUGGAAUCAGGUCAACAUAUGAUUGGUUAGGAAUUGCAUAUGUCAAGCCUGAUUCAUGGGGAUGCAAAGCCACUGCAGUAAAAUGGUUUUUAUCAAGUUCCAAGCUCACUACUUUUCAUGCAGCCAGAACGCCAGUUGAAUGAAGAUGCUUAGUUUUGUAUUUAUUAAUGACUUUUUUUUUUUUAUCGCCGAUUGUUGUCGAUUGUAGUUUUUCUUGCUCGUUGACAAAUUUCAUAUGAUCCAAAUUGAAAGCUCGGCGGUGCAUCAAACAGGCAUCUUUACACAAGUCAUGCAUCACUUCAUAACCAGCGCAUGAGGUGUGUCCGUCUUUGAUGAGGCACCCCGAUAACACCUUGUCAGCUCCCUUAUGGUUUUGAUUACUUAAGCUUGAAGACUCGCUCAACAGUACAGACACAGUUUAAGUUUUCUUAUAUUUUCAAAGCGAAUCUCGAGGCCGCUUUCUGCCAAGAGGUGUGUAUAUGCUGUCUGAAAGUGUUUUGGUUCAGGGAAAGGUUUUGUCAUUGUUAUCGCUUCCGUAGACGGUAGCUCUAACACUCGGUGCUUUCCUUCGUCUUGUUUUAGCCAUUUGUUCGAUACAAAUGUGUGGUUUUUCUCUGUGUGUAUUGAUUAUAUCAGCUGAAAAACCUGCGUAACCGAACCAAACCACAGCGCCGGCCCAGUUAAGAAUAUCUUAUGAUAUAAAAGGUAUCUGGGCUUGUUCACACCUUGUUUCUAAAAAGCUUUUAAGUAACGCUGAUCAGUUGGUGUUACAGUUGUAAGCUGCCUUAAAAGGUCGCAAGUCUUGAACUUUUCCCGCUGUAAAUCGUAGUGUAGAAGUAGUUUAUGAGUUUCAUGAAAGUAGACAUUUUACUAGAAAAUAUUUGUAAAUAAUGAAAAUUAAUUAUAAAGUAGGCACUUUAACAAAUUUGAAAACUGAAUUAAUAGACCAGAAGCCCUGGAAAUGUUUCCUGAAGACUGCAAAACUUACAAAUGUUUUAAAUUCAAACCCCUUUCCCUUGCCACUUUGUCAAACGAAUCUAUGGUAUUUUCAGUAUAUGUGAAAUCAAAAUAAAAUUGUAGAUACAACCACAGAAGAAUAUGAAAGUGGAAAUACCCAGAUUUCACGUGAUCACCAAAUUUAAAAGUUGUUAUAACAAAGUAUUUUGUAAUAAAUAAAGUCUUUAUUAUCUGA